This is a messenger RNA of Magallana angulata, 2978 nucleotides long. RefSeq names its product adenosine deaminase 2-like. Gene Ontology annotation, biological process: inosine biosynthetic process; adenosine catabolic process. Bases 44 to 1657 code for a protein of 537 amino acids. Lineage: Eukaryota; Metazoa; Mollusca; Bivalvia; Ostreida; Ostreidae. The transcript is spliced from 9 exons. The record is from RefSeq and is a predicted model, not a curated record. Gene Ontology annotation, molecular function: adenosine deaminase activity.
UUCAUAGGUAGUAUUUCCUGUGUAAACACAACAAACAGCUGCGAUGGCUGUUCGGGCCUUGCUCAUUUCGUUGUCUCUCUUUCAUUUUGGGUUUUCUACAAUCGUUGACUUUACAAAGGAAUUUGACAUAAAAUCGCUUUAUCGUAAUGCACGGGAUAGAAAUUCAUACAUCAAAGCUCGCAAUGACAUUUUAUUGGAAGAACAGAAUAUGAGAAUUGGCCACGAUGUCGUGUUGAACGCAAAUGAGCAAAAAGUGAAUGCCAUUCUGAUGAAAUAUAAGCAGCUGGAGGUGAACAGGUCCAGAGUUCAUAAUGGUGAACCAUUCCCACCUAGUGUUAAUUUUCUUGUGGGAAAACCUCUGGUGGAGAAGAGUCAAGUGUUCCAGAUAAUUAAAUCGAUGCCUAAAGGCGCCGCUCUCCAUCUUCACGAUACUUCCAUGGUCGACUUACACUGGCUGGUCAAAAACGUCACAUACAGAGAAAACUGCUACAUGUGCACAAACAACAAAUAUUUUGUGUACUUCAAGUUUUUUCCGGGCACUCCACCCAGUAACCCAGACUGCCCUUGGAAAUCUGUGAAAGAGGAACGACUGAAAGCAACCAAUAAAGACGAAUUUGAUAACUUGCUUUACCUAAAUAUGACCCUGAUAACUCCUGACCCUGCUAAGGCCUACCCCAAUAUUGAUGUCGUCUGGACCCGGUUUCUGCAGACGUUUGAUCAGGUGGGGGGCCUCAUCAACUAUGCCCCGGUGUUCGUCGACUAUUUCUACGAGGCCCUGACCGAGUUCAACCAAGACAACGUCCAGUACCUGGAGUUUAGGGGACUUCUACCAAAGGUGUACCAACUAGAUGGAACGACGCUGGGAAAGGACUGGGUGAUGAAAACUUACCACGACAUUUUUGCUCAGUUUGUAGACGAGCACAGACACGAAUUUAGUGGAGGAAAAGUCAUAUACUCUGGUUUAAGAAUCGUUCCAGAGAAUGACGUCCUAUCCCAGGUGAAGGAGUCAAUACGAUUCCGACAGUUGUACCCCGAUCACUUCGCGGGGUACGAUUUGGUGGGACAGGAGGGCCCCGGGAAAACUCUGUUAGAAUACCUAGACGCCCUACUGUACCCCUCCGAACAGGUCCCGCCCAUUGACCUGCCCUAUUUUUUCCAUGCUGGCGAAACAGAUUGGGAAGGGACGCCGACCGACCACAAUCUGAUCGACGCCGUCCUGUUGAACACGAGCCGUAUCGGACACGGCUACGCCCUGGAUAAACAUCCGCAGGUUAUGAAGAUGGUGAAGCAGAGAAAUAUCGCAGUAGAAGUCAACCCUAUCUCUAACCAGGUGUUACUCUUGGUCAGCGAUCUUAGGAACCACCCAGCGGCUGACCUGGUGGCCAAGGAUUUCCCGAUCGUCAUCAGCUCCGAUGAUCCGGGUAUCUGGGGUGCCCGCGGCCUGUCCUACGACUUCUACAUGGCGUUUAUGGCGCUUGCAGGGGAAGACGCCGAUUUACGACUGUUGAAAAAGUUGGCGAAAAAUUCAAUAGAACUGAGCGCCAUGACUCCGGUAGAGAAAACCAAGGCCUUAAAUUUGUGGCGCCAAAAAUGGGACGCAUUUAUUCAAAAAUUAUUGCACCAAUUCAACCAAUCAGGAGGCAGUGUGUUCGGGUAGACAAAGAAAUGUUGGUGGAGGGGUGGAUUGAUAUAUAUUUUUUUCAAAAAUGCCUUUGUACAAGAUGGAUACGUUUUCAUUCGCAAGGAAUUGAUGGCUCUUUAUGUGUCAUGUGGAUUUUCCAUAGUGCAUGGUUUUAUUAUUUUAUCCAAGACAUAAAUAACAUUAUAAAUAUUUUAUAUUAUGUCUCUUUAUUAUCCUGUUUACUGUUUCAGAAAAAGUGUUGGGUUUUAAUCCUUAUCUGUUAUUUGUAUCAAUUUUAAUUCUUUUCUGUUGAUUAAUUUUUUUUUUUUUGGUUCUCUAUAAUUCAUCGUUUUAUACCAUAGUAUGGUAAAAUGUAUUAAUAAUACCCCACAUUUAUUUUGAAAGUUUAACCUUUUCAUAUUUAGAGCAGUUAGAAAUUAUUAACCAAUACUAAAUAUUUAUAACGAGUAUAGAAUGAAUCUUACUGACAGAAUAUUUUUUUAUUCUCACCGUUGCCAUUGUUGACUUUUUACAUUAUGGUAUAUUUACAACAUGGCUAGUCCUAGUCUAUCGAAUUGACAUUCCACAUUUUAAGAAUGAAUGUUCAUCGAAAGGAGUACUAUUUUAAUAUUUAUUAUUUACAAGUUUAUAUUUUGUUAUAAUGUACAUUGUAUUAUGUUGUGCUGUGACAUGAUUGUUGUGAUUUAUUCAAAAGUAUUUUUUAAAAUAUUCCCCAAGUCCAGCAAUACUUUGUGACUUAAUUUCAUCGUUGUGGUCAUAUGCAGUAUUAAAUUGAUUGGGGAAAAAUCAAUCUAAUGAUUAUAAAUUGUUUUGCCUAAUAUCUUUCUUUGGUGAGUGCUGCCUUUGGAUUCUCUUUUUAUCCAAUCCCAACGAAGUCAUUCAUUAAUAGGGUACUUAAUCCGUUAAUCCUUCCAUUCAUCAUUUACGUGCGUGCGUGCGAGAGAGAGAGAGGUGUAUAAGCAUCCUUUUGAUUUUGAUAUACGAUGUACAUGUAUUGACCUAAUGUAACUGGUUUGGUUUGCUACAUGUAGAGUGCAAUUUAAAAAAAAAGUAUUGAUUUCUUUCUUUCAUAUACAUUUAGAAUGAAAGAAAUUUCCUGGUUUUAAUCAUACAUCUAUUAGUAUACACUGGAUAAUGAAUAUUUGUCUGGUAGUUUUUUGUCUUCUUUUUGUCUUCUUUAGAGUGUCUGGAGUUUGUUUUUGUCUUCUUUAAAGUAUUUAUGUGUUUACUAUCAGUCAUUUGAUAAGAAAAAUAUACAUAUAUGUGAUUAUUAUGUAGUUACGGAUGAUUUCUUUUUCAUUGUAUGAUCUAAGGGAAAUAAAUUAGGCUGUCAAAG